AGGAGCCCUAGCCGGAGCCGGAGACUCGCAGCCUCUAUCCCAUGGCCGGGUCUCCCCGCCGCACCGCGGGCCAGCGACUGCAGCUGCCCCUGCUGUGCCUCCUCCUCCAGGGCGCCACCGCCAUCCUCUUUGCGGUUUUUGUCCGCUACAACCAUGAAACCGACGCUGCCCUCUGGCACUGGCACAACCACAGUAACGCGGACAAUGAAUUUUACUUUCGCUACCCAAGCUUCCAAGAUGUGCACACCAUGAUCUUCGUGGGCUUCGGCUUCCUCAUGGUCUUCCUGCAGCGCUACGGCUUCAGCAGCGUGGGCUUCACCUUCCUCUUGGCCGCCUUUGCCCUGCAGUGGUCCACACUCGUCCAGGGGUUCUUCCACUCCUUCCACGGUGGCCACAUCCAUGUAGGCAUAGAGAGGGAUGCCCUCGCUUCCAGCCCCCUCUCACCCUCCCCAUCCCAAUCCCCCAGCAUGAUCAAUGCUGACUUCUGUGCUGGAGCUGUGCUUAUCUCCUUUGGUGCCAUACUGGGCAAGACUGGGCCGGCUCAGCUGCUGCUCAUGGCCCUGCUGGAGGUGGUGCUAUUUGGCCUCAACGAGUUUGUGCUCCUUAGUCUCCUCGGGGUGAAGGAUGCAGGAGGUUCCAUGACUAUUCACGCUUUUGGUGCCUACUUCGGGCUGGUCCUCUCCAGGGUCCUCUAUAGGCCCCAGCUGGAGAAGAGCAAGCAUCGCCGGGGCUCCGUCUACCAUUCGGACCUCUUUGCCAUGAUUGGGACCAUCUUCCUAUGGAUCUUCUGGCCUAGUUUCAACUCUGCACCCACUAUGCUGGGGGAUGGGCAGCAUCGGACAGCUCUCAACACGUACUACUCCUUGACUGCCAGCACCCUCAGCACCUUCGCCUUGUCAGCCCUUGUCGGGAGGGAUGGGCGGCUGGACAUGGUCCACAUCCAGAAUGCCGCACUGGCCGGAGGGGUGGUGGUGGGGACAUCGGCUGAAAUGAUGCUGACACCCUUUGGGGCUCUGGCAGCUGGCUUCCUGGCUGGGACCGUCUCCACACUGGGGUACAAGUUCUUCACGCCCAUCCUUGAGUCAAAAUUCAAAGUCCAAGACACAUGCGGUGUCCACAACCUCCAUGGGAUGCCUGGGGUCCUGGGAGCGCUCUUGGGGGUCCUUGUGGCUGGACUGGCCACCCAUGAAGCUUAUGGAGAUGGCCUAGAGAGCGUGUUUCCGCUCCUAGCCAAGGGCCAGCGCAGCGCGAAGUCUCAGGCCAUGCACCAGCUCUUCGGACUGUUUGUCACACUGAUAUUUGCCUCUGUGGGUGGGAGCCUUGGAGGGCUCCUGCUGAGGCUGCCCUUCUUGGACUCCCCACCAGACUCCCAGUGCUACGAGGACCAGAUUUACUGGGAGGUGCCUGGAGAGCAUGAGGAUUUAGCCCAGGGACCUCUGAGGGCAGAGGAACCGGAGACUCAGGCCUAACUUGCUUCCAGGCCUUGAAAGGACGCUCUCCUUUUAGAAGAUGAUGGCUGGCUACCGUUGGGAAGCUUUUCUUUUCUAGUUCCCAUCACUUCUGCUGCAAGAAAGAAGACAGGAGCUGGAAGGAGCCUCCUUACCAUAGGCAGCAUUGGGGGAGGGGCUGUAACUAGUAGGGGGUGGGGCUGUAACUAGUGUGGUGAGGGGAGAACCUCACACAGCCCCACCCCACCGCCCCACGCCCUGCAAAUGAGGCACCCAAGUGACUGCUGAUGCACUGGACCAGCAUCACUCUGUUACAGUGAAGCCUGAGCCAGGGCCUGGCUCUCUGAGGGUGAUA
Molecule: messenger RNA, 1803 nt
Organism: Physeter macrocephalus (sperm whale)
Lineage: Eukaryota; Metazoa; Chordata; Mammalia; Artiodactyla; Physeteridae
Gene: RHBG
Product: Rh family B glycoprotein
Exons: 10
Coding region: 42-1469 (475 amino acids)
Biological process (GO): ammonium transmembrane transport; ammonium homeostasis
Cellular component (GO): plasma membrane
Molecular function (GO): ammonium channel activity
Source: RefSeq, a predicted model, not a curated record